UGCUGCUCGGGUCAUCGGAGGGGCGGGACACCCCGGGACACGGGUGGGGACCCCCCCCCCGACCCCCGAUGGUGCCGGUGCCCACGCGGCAGGUCGAUGCCCGUGGCUCGGGGCGGUGGCCGUGGGGCAGGACGAUGCCCGUGGGGCACGGGGGUGCCCACGCAGCAGCAGGAUGCCCACGGGGCCGUGUCCGUGGGGCCGGGCCGGUUUCCCGGUGGGGUCGGGCCGGCGCUGCGCUGCUCCCGCGGCACAAAGGCCCCUUGUCCCCUGGGCUGCGGGGGGGGGCGCGGGGGGGCCCCUCCUUGCGGUCCCGCCAUCGCCACACACCCCAAAAUCACGGGGGGGGACACGCAGUGAUUGGAGGAGCCCCCCUCCCCUCCCCCCCCGGCACCUGGCCGGAGCGGGGGAGACAAAGGCGGGAAGGAACCGGCCCACCCGUGUCCUGCCCCCCCCCCCCCCCCCGCCGUGUCCUGGCCCCCCCUCGCGGCAGCGGAGUUAGGCGCCCCCCCCAGCCCCCCCCUUUGAAUGGCCCCCCGUGGGACCACGCCCCUCGUGCAUAUUCAUGAGGUGCUUUGCAUGGGAAGAGCGAAUGGGGGGGGUCCCGCGGGGGGGGGUGGUCCUGAGCAUCCCCUCCCCCCCCUUCCCCCGCCGGGGGGUGCGGGGGGAUCCGGGCCGGACCCGCCGGGGCUGGGAAGGGGCGGAGGGCCCCGGCGGGGGGGGGGUCCCCACCCCCACCCCCCCGCCCGGAAGGACCCGCGCGUCCGGGCCAAGGGCUGAGUCAUCGGCUGCCUUAAAGGGGCCGGACAGGGCUGGGACACGCGUGUGCGCGGGGGGAGGGGGGGGCACGCGUGUGCGUGAGCGUCGGAGCACGCCUGUGCGCACGUGUGCACGCGGGUGCGGGGCGUGGGUGGGUGUCUGUGUGUGCGGGUGUCUGCGUGGGGGGGUGGGGGGUGGGUGUGUUUACGGGUGUAGGCACGCGUGUGCGUGGGGGGUGUGUGUGUGUGCAUUGGGGGGGUGCGCAUGCGUGCACGUGCCGAUGGGGGUGAGCAGCGCGGUGGGUAGCGGCGCGUCUGUGUCCGUGUGUCUGUGUUCCCCCCCGCCUCCCCCGUGUCUGUGUGGCCCGCGUGGGGUGGCCAGGUCGUCGUGUCCCCACCCUCCCCCCCCCCACUCUCAGCACCCACGGGGCGGGCGGGUGCUGCCAUCACCACGGCAACCGCAUCCCCAGGGUGGGUGGCAGUGGUCACCAUGGCAACCGAGGCGCAACAGGAGAUGGGGGACAGAGUGUGACCCCCCCCACACCCCAGCCCCGACCCCCCCCACCCACCCGGGCCUGACGCUGGGGCUCGGGGUGGCCCCCACUCGGCGCCCCCCAACCCAGGGUGCCCAGAGCCAACUGGGGGGGUGUCACACCAUGUGGGGGGGGGGGGUCUGUGCAAGUGUAAAGCUGGGGGGGACCGGGGGGUGUGUGCGAGGCUCCCCUCGCACCGGGGGAGGGUUACGGGGGGGGUCACAGGCAGCAGAGCAGCUUCCAGCAGCACCCGGCGGGUCCCGCCGUCCCCCCCGCCCCGUCCCUGUCACAUCCCCUGAGCAUCACAUGAGUCACGGGCCAGCGGAGCUCGGCGGACGCCGUGGCUCUGGGGGGGGCAGCUGGGGCCGGGGGGGCGCUGCGGCGGCUGAGGCCGGGCAGCUCGUGACGCGGGUGGUG
Molecule: messenger RNA, 1705 nt
Organism: Tyto alba (common barn owl)
Lineage: Eukaryota; Metazoa; Chordata; Aves; Strigiformes; Tytonidae
Product: translation initiation factor IF-2-like
Exons: 2
Source: RefSeq, a predicted model, not a curated record